AUGAGUACUCGACAGAACUUCAACUGGGAAUACUAUAGGAGAGAUGCAUGCGGUCCUGCGUUGAUGUGUGCAAGCGCACUGGCCGUGAUCACAUGCGCCAUGCAGACGAGUUGUCCGCGUGCGGUGUUCGUCCGAUUGCUGAAGACGCCGCCGCAACCGAACCAAGAUCGGCGCCAUGAGCGCAUCCGUAAUUUGGUGCUGUUCUCUAUUACACUAAAGUACUGCAAUGAUGAGAUUUGUCUGCCGAGUGUGCUGCAUCGAGAUCCGCAAUGUGGUGAACAGUUGAACGCUUUGCGCUGCGGAUCUCGUCUCAAAUUUCAACUCAGGACAGCGCCAUCUCUUGUUUUCUUUUCGCAGAUCAGGGCAAAGUUUGUGAGGAUCGCAAUGGACUUAUCUAAGAUGGUUAAAGUACUAGGAGAGCCGAGGGUUUGA
This is a messenger RNA of Angiostrongylus costaricensis, 432 nucleotides long. NCBI's taxonomy places the organism in Eukaryota, Metazoa, Nematoda, Chromadorea, Rhabditida, Metastrongylidae. The record is from the annotation of a GenBank genome assembly.